UAUAACAUUCAAUUCCUCAUGCAGCUAAAACACAUUAUGAACUUUGGAGGUUUGCCAACCAUCUUGAUUUCGACAAUUACGGGGGCAUUGAUUGGGUAUCUACUCCCCAAACUGCAGGCAAGGAUCCAGAAGAGAAAGAGAGCAAGCCUGAACUAUACCGAGGAUGAUAACCUUGUGUCUGGGGACACUUACAAAAUGCUACUUGUGGUCAGGAUGGAUCUCAAGAUGGGCAAAGGUAAAGUAGCAGCACAGUGUGCACACGCAGCUUGCGGCUCUGUUGAGGUAGCAACUAAACGUAACCCUGAUAUUCUUAAAAAGUGGAGAAUGGAGGGACAGGCUAAAGUUGUAGUAAAAAUACAAACGGAAGAAGAACUAAUAGCUCUAGGGAGAACAGCGUCUGACCAAGGUGUAUUAUCGUAUAUAGUGCGGGAUGCAGGCCGUACCCAGAUUGAGGCUGGGAGUCGGACUGUAUUGGCCCUGGGGCCGGGAAAGAAAUCUGAUAUCGACAUGAUUACUGGACACUUGAAACUUUUGUAGGGAGUUUUAGUGGUUUUAGUCAAUGAUUUUAUGUACUGUUCUACAGUUACAAUUUUUAUGUUUUGAUUAUGGGGUUAAAUUAUUCGUAGGAUUUUGAAAAACUUGUGACACUUUUAUAAAACUUAUUUUAAACCUGGCCUAAUGAAAACGUCGAGCCGAGCAAUUGUUACAAGUUAAGAUUUUAAUUAGGAUACACUCUUAGUGUAUACCAAUUACUACUACAUACCAGGAAAAGGCAGCAAAUAGGUACAGUAGCAAUCCAAUUUAAAUUAACCAGGUGGUAGUAUAAAAACGGGAAUUAGUGCACUUGGUGCGCUGCAUUAUGCGCUCCAUGCUGCUUCCUAUAUACGGCACGCACUCUGCAGUGUAUGCUACUUACAAUGUUGAAUCAUCUCUGUUACUAUUGGGUGAUGGGUGUGUUUAUAUAGUUAUAUUGCUGUGGUGUGCUGAUGUUGGUUGAUGGUGAUGUGUGCUUCUGUUCGUUUUGGUAGUGGGCUGGCUGUUUUUACUGUUUAGUUUCGUCAGGUGAGAAAGGGAGAGAGUGUUUGUUUGUUUGUUGGGGCUUUUAAAGUUUAGUUGCGUUAUAAAACAUGGUGUAAUAUUGUUUAGAUAACAUGGUGAUAAGUGAUUGUACCUAUUGUCGUUACCUAAGCUUAUGCAAGUUCAUUGCUUCUUUUAAAGAUUUGAUUUUAAUUAAAUUUAUUAAAUUUAGGCUUUUGGUUAGUAGGCUAUGAUUUGUAGUUUUAUUUUAUUUUCUAAUUGAUUUUUCUCGUUUAAUCUGUUCAAA
Messenger RNA from Bolinopsis microptera, 1324 nucleotides. Its product is annotated as peptidyl-tRNA hydrolase 2, mitochondrial-like. Gene Ontology annotation, cellular component: mitochondrion; cytosol. Lineage: Eukaryota; Metazoa; Ctenophora; Tentaculata; Lobata; Bolinopsidae. Bases 19 to 537 code for a protein of 172 amino acids. The record is from RefSeq and is a predicted model, not a curated record. The transcript has 4 exons. Gene Ontology annotation, molecular function: peptidyl-tRNA hydrolase activity.